Molecule: messenger RNA, 846 nt
Organism: Mytilinidion resinicola
Lineage: Eukaryota; Fungi; Ascomycota; Dothideomycetes; Mytilinidiales; Mytilinidiaceae
Exons: 1
Coding region: 1-846 (281 amino acids)
Source: RefSeq, a predicted model, not a curated record
AUGGUCUACAGCGAACUUGGAGGUGGAGCUGUCAUCAAGUACAGCUACGACGAGGACGAAUGGUACCGAUAUCGGAGACCCCUCAUAAGCGAAACUCCCAAGAAUCCUGGCGCUAGGACUACGUUGGCAGCACUGAUGGACACGGAUGCGGACCUUGGAAAAGAGGCUCUAGCCCCGUUCACUCAAAAUACCAACCCCGAGUUCAAGGACAUCUACCAGAUGGCUCACAUCUACAACAGAGAGGGUUACUAUUCAGACUCCCAGGAACGCCAGCUUAAGAAGAAUCUCCGAUUCAUUGGGUUCCGGAAGUUGGAGUCCUACCUCGUUGCAGAGCUCCGGAGCAUGCUUGCAAAUAUUCCGCUCCUCCGCGAACUAGUCAUUCUUCCCUCAAAGGUUCCGAAGAAUGACAAUUGGAACCCCGACGCUUUCUCCGACCACCAGCGUCGAUUCAUCCAGCGCAUCGUGAAGAGCAAGGAGACCGUUCUCCUCUUCCGAGACCUCAAGGUGGCGCGAGACAAUAGUGAGCGGCGGACGAAAGUGACGUUCCGCGCUGACUGGGACGACGCCUUUGAAGAGCACGAGAACAAUCGCCCAAAAUGCCGUAAACUAGCUGCUAGUGGGGGAAAGCUGACUGUGGAAGUUCGCAAGAGGCAGACGGAGGAGCUGCGCGUCUAUUUCGAUGAACAGGUCAACGAAGCUCUCAACGUUUUCCUGGAUGCGGAUAUGCAAGCCGACAAUGAGCGAAUUGCUCGCAUGGAAGCGAAGGUCGCUGAGGCGCAAGCGAAUCUCGUUGAGGCUCGGCAGGCUCUACAGAAGAACCAGAAGCUCCGAAAUUUCAACGCCUAA